Molecule: messenger RNA, 883 nt
Organism: Silurus meridionalis
Lineage: Eukaryota; Metazoa; Chordata; Actinopteri; Siluriformes; Siluridae
Product: trypsin-like
Exons: 5
Coding region: 60-809 (249 amino acids)
Biological process (GO): proteolysis
Molecular function (GO): serine-type endopeptidase activity
Source: RefSeq, a predicted model, not a curated record
UAGACACAGUUAUCCUGUAGUCUGACUUGUUCAUUCUUGUUGUAAUUGUACCAGUGGCAAUGAGGCUCAUUGUAACUGUUUUGUUGUUGGUGUUUGUGCACCACAGCAGAGGUGAUGAUGAUAAGAUCAUCGGGGGUUAUGAAUGUACACCUCACUCUCAGCCCUGGCAGAUUUAUCUAACCCAUGAUGACGGAGAGCGUUGGUGUGGCGCUUCCUUAAUUAACAGCUUAUGGGCCGUGUCUGCUGCUCACUGCUACGUUCCGGCUCAUCGUCUUGCGCUUCACCUGGGAGAACACCACGUGUUCAUUGACGAAGGCACCGAGCAGAGAAUUUGGGCCGAGAAGGUCAUACCACAUCCCAACUAUAAUGACAUCACAUAUGACAAUGACUUCAUGCUGAUCAAACUGAGCCAGCCUGCAGUUUUUAACCAGUAUGUUCAGCCUAUACCCCUGGCAUCCUCUUGUGUAACGGCAGGUGAGGAGUGCCUGGUGUCUGGAUGGGGAAAUCAGAUCAACACUGGAGUGAUCUUUGCAUCCGUAUUACAGUGCCUGAAUGUGCCUGUACUCUCAAAGGCAAUAUGCACUGCGUCCUAUGGUUCCAAAGUCACUGAUAACAUGUUCUGUGCCGGAUACUUGGAGGGAGGCAAAGAUUCAUGCCAGGCUGACUCUGGUGGUCCUGUUGUGUGCAAUGGGCAGCUGAAGGGUGUUGUGUCCUGGGGUGAUGGAUGUGCGCUCCCUGGUUUACCUGGAGUUUAUGCUGAAGUCUGCCGCUACACUGACUGGGUCAAAAACAUUAUGGCUACCAACUAAGAGACAACAUUAUACUUUAAAAUAUGAAACUUUGUUAUUUUUGAUAAAUCUCAAUAAAUUGGAGUUUCUAUUCA